AUGUGCUCGAAUAAACGAAAAUCAUAUCCGCCAACGAAAUCUAACAUUCACUCAUUUUUCGGACCGAGCACCGUAAAAAAACAUAAACAACAGCAUGAUCGAUCUUUAUUUACUUAUCCGUUUCUUGAUCCAUACCCGCCGCUUUCUUGUGCCCUUCAAACCAAUACAAAAGAACGACGACUCAUUAAUGAUAAACUCGAUUUAGAUCUCAUCUAUAUCACGUCAUUCAUACCAUCACCGUGUGACAUGUCUUUAUAUUCAUAUCUUCUCAAUACUUUGCCAUGGUACCGUGUUGAAUACUCCAAACAGAUAGAUCGAGUGGUAAAUAUAAUCACACCACGAUAUACAACGGUAUUCGGAAUUGAUGACCCUCAACAAUCGAGAGAGAAAUAUACUCGUCCACCCCGACCGAUACCAUCAGUACUUGAACAGUUGAAACAACGUGUUGAAGAAGCGACGAGUGCAAAAUAUAAUUUCAUUUUAGUCAACUUCUAUGCGAAUGGACAAGAUUCUAUCGCAUUUCAUAGCGAUGAUGAACAUUGGCUGGGUGAACAACCAUGCAUCGGAUCAUUAUCACUCGGAGCUGAACGAGAUUUUCAUAUGAAGAAUAAAGCGAAUGAAAAUCUGAAACAAAAUUUUGCUCUCAAUUCCGGUGAUUUGAUUGUCAUGCGCGGUCCAACACAACAUGCAUGGUUACAUUCGGUACCAAAACGCACAUCACAAUUGUCGGGAAGGAUUAACAUUACAUUUCGUCGUUCUUUCACCCCCGAAGGAACAAAUAAUUAUUACAAAUAUAAUGUUGGUGAUGGUCCCAUGUAUCGCUAUAUUAAUGGAAAAAUGAUCAAAUACGAUAGUGAUUAG
Adineta ricciae is the source of this 861-nucleotide messenger RNA. The record is from the annotation of a GenBank genome assembly. NCBI's taxonomy places the organism in Eukaryota, Metazoa, Rotifera, Eurotatoria, Adinetida, Adinetidae.